AUGCCUUUCGUCUUCGACCCAGUUGCUAUAAUUGCUUCCCGAGGCCCUAAGACUCUCGGUGAGCAAUUCGAAUCGUAUCGUAGACACGCGGUUCUUAGCUUGGAGCGUGUGGUCGAAUUCCGUCCAUAUUAUGAGGCUCAUAAUGAUGAAUCGGAAAGCAGAGACUUGAGUAAGUGCCCUCCCUGCGGACGACUACGCUUCCCACUAAAUACAUCGAUAGUCAACAUCACCGACGACUCCUUCGAAUUCGCCGCGGCCAAGUUCGACGUAUCGCAGGAUGAUCUACGUUUCGAAUUGGAAUCAAUGAGGACCUUGUUUCCGCGCAUCCAGUACGCCAAUUGGCCUUACAGACAAUUCCCAUAUCUUCCUAAAUGCUUACUCUACAUGUGCGCAGAUAGUAAUCCCGUAUCCAAGAUUGUUUGGGGCACGACUCAAAAUGCAGCGUUGUAUGCGGGUAGUCCUCGUUUGCGUCUCAAAUUACUCGUGGGCCUCGGGCUCUCGAGCCUGUGGUCUUUCACUCGGGCGUGCAAGAUGGGUAUCAUCAUCUGGUGCCGAUUUUCGCUGUAUGCUUUGAUCAAGAAGUUUGAGGCCGAUCGCUUGGAUAAGCGGGAUGUGCAUGCUUUGGAGAGUUUUGAGUGGAGGAUGCUGUGGUUUGUCAAUAUCAUGCAUUCAAAUUCAAUUUGA
Messenger RNA from Botrytis byssoidea, 684 nucleotides. RefSeq lists its product as uncharacterized. NCBI's taxonomy places the organism in Eukaryota, Fungi, Ascomycota, Leotiomycetes, Helotiales, Sclerotiniaceae. The transcript has 3 exons. Bases 1 to 684 code for a protein of 227 amino acids. The record is from RefSeq and is a predicted model, not a curated record.